Messenger RNA from Amaranthus tricolor (Joseph's coat), 2418 nucleotides. Its product is annotated as B3 domain-containing transcription factor ABI3. The coding region runs from base 1 to 2340 and encodes 779 amino acids. The record is from RefSeq and is a predicted model, not a curated record. The transcript has 6 exons. Lineage: Eukaryota; Viridiplantae; Streptophyta; Magnoliopsida; Caryophyllales; Amaranthaceae. Gene Ontology annotation, molecular function: DNA-binding transcription factor activity; DNA binding.
AUGGAAAUAAAGGAGAAAAUGAAGGAUUUGGAUUUGCAUGGAGGAGAUCUAGAUGAAAAUAAGCAUAUUAUUAGUAUGAAAAAUGAGGAAGAAAUCUGGUUUGAAAACAAUCAAAUUACUAACAGUAAUAAUAAUAAUAAUAAUAAUAAUAAUAAUAAUAAUAAUAAUAAUAAUAAUAAUACAAACACAAUUAGUAAUGAUCAUGAUCAUGAUGAUGAUGAUCUAUUAGAUGUUACUGAUCCAUCUUUAUUCUAUGCUGAUUUCCCAUCACUACCAGAUUUUCCAUGCAUGUCAUCAUCUUCAUCAUCCUCUUCAACUCCACCUGCUGCUGUUAAACCCUUUGGUGUUUCUUCAACUGCCACCACUUCCUCCUCCGCUUCCACCGCCUCUUCCGGUGCCGCUUCAUGGGCUUUACUCAAAUCCGAUGCUGAACACGACCCAUCAUUAGAUCAUCAUCAUGAUCAUCAGCAUCAACCAAAUCAUGGGAUGGAUGAAAUGUUGUUGGAUGAUGUAGAUAAGUGUAUGGAUAUGAUGCAGAAUUUUGGGUGUAUUGAUAAUAUGUUGGAGAAUUCUGAUAUUUGUUGGGACCCAUCUCCUUUAUUUGAAGAAAAUGGGGAUGAAGAUGAAAGGGUUUUUCAACAGUUCAUGCAACAACAAGGGGAUGAUAGUAUUACUAAUAAUAGUGAUAUUAGUGGGAUUGUUGAUAGGGUUGGUCAAUCUCGUAUGGAUUGUGGUGGUGUUGGUCAAUCUGAGGAUUUGGCUAUGGUCUUUUUUGAAUGGUUGAAAACUAACAAAGAGGCUAUUUCCGCCGAGGAUUUGAGGAAUAUUAAGAUUAAGAAAUCUACUAUUGAGAAUGCUGCUAAAAGAUUGGGUGGUGGGAAAGAAGGAAUGAAAGAAUUGCUUAAGUUGAUAUUGCAAUGGGUGCAAAAUCAUCAUCUUCAAAAUAAAAGGACUAUGGCGGCAGCGGCGGGAUCCAUGGGUGAGGAUGAUGUUCAAGUAAUUGGUAGUAGUAAUAAUUCUAUGCAAGAAAAUAUUAAUAAUAUUGAUAAUAAUAAUAAUAAUUUGAGUGUUUCUAAUAAUGAUUCUAGUGGAAAUGGAAACCCUAGUUGUGGUAUUGACCCAUGUUUUAGUCCAAAUAAUACAUGGGUGGUUCCAACACCUCCAUCACAACGCUCAUUUGUUAGUGAUACGACUACGAUGGUUCCACUACCAUGUACGCCUACUCCGGGUGGUUAUCUACCUUCGGUUGGUUACAUGGGGGGAGGAGAUCCAUAUUCUGGUGGUAAUCCGAUGGCGGCGUAUCCCUCUAUGGUUCCGCAAGCAUCAGAUUACCACACAUGGGCCCCUACACCAAUGCAAUAUGGGAUUGGGCCGCAUUAUGGAUCAUUUCCUGAUGCGGCCCAAUAUGGAGGUUACACGAACACUCCGCCUUACCCUGGGUUUUACUACCACCCUGGGGCGGGGGAGGGGGUGAUGAGGAUGGGGUCGUCGGGGUCAUCGGCUACGAAGGAGGCUCGGAAAAAGCGGAUGGCUAGGCAAAGGAGAUUCUUCACACAUCAUCAUAGAAGUUCCCAUCAUAAUCAUCAUCAUCAACAUCAUCUUCAUCAGAGUAAUCAGAAUGGGAAUAGUAAUGGAGUUGUUAAUCAACAUAUGAUGAUUAAUCCAAUGGUUGAACAACAUGCAGGUGUAGGAAAUGGUACUAUGGGGGUCCCACAUGGGAGUUGGGUAUAUUGGCCUCCAAACCCUUCACCACAGAUGCCAGCACCGCCGCCAAUGAACCAUAUGACUAGUCCUAUGGUUGGGCAAAUGAUGCCACCACAACCACCUUUGGAUAGGGCGGCUGGAAAUGGUGUACAGAAACAAGUUGGGAUCGAUAAGAAACAGGGAUGGAAAACAGAAAAGAAUUUGAGGUUUCUUUUACAAAAAGUGUUGAAGCAAAGUGAUGUGGGUAAUCUUGGGAGGAUUGUCUUGCCUAAGAAAGAGGCAGAAACACAUUUGCCAGAGCUCGAAGCGAGGGAUGGGAUACCUAUUGCCAUGGAAGAUAUUGGCACGUCUCGUGUGUGGAACAUGCGUUAUAGCGUCAGGUUUUGGCCAAACAAUAAAAGCAGGAUGUAUCUCUUAGAGAACACAGGGGAUUUUGUUAGGUCUAAUGGACUCCAAGAAGGGGACUUCAUUGUAAUCUAUUCAGAUGUAAAAUGUGGCAAAUAUAUGAUAAGAGGGGUGAAAGUACGACCGCAACAACAAACCACACGACCAGAAACGACCAACAAAAAAGCAAACAAGACCCAAAAAAUGGAAGGAACCUCUUCCCCAGCACGAAUCGGAGUAAUGCAGAGCUAAAUAUGUAUUUUCGUUCCGAGUAGUCGACUGUUGAUAUAAGUAUUGUGCAGUAAUUUCAGCCGUAGCUAAAGACCCCCC